Kalmanozyma brasiliensis GHG001 is the source of this 1941-nucleotide messenger RNA. RefSeq names its product Major facilitator superfamily. Bases 1 to 1941 code for a protein of 646 amino acids. Lineage: Eukaryota; Fungi; Basidiomycota; Ustilaginomycetes; Ustilaginales. The transcript has a single exon. The record is from RefSeq and is a predicted model, not a curated record. Gene Ontology annotation, biological process: transmembrane transport. Gene Ontology annotation, molecular function: transmembrane transporter activity.
AUGGCUUCCCCAUCAAUACCAUCGAUACAGCCUCCGGCACCAACACUGUCGCGAGGUCAUCUCAGCUCGCAUUCCCGUCUAGCUGAGGAUGCGGUGCUCGAGUCGUCACCCCUGCCCCCACCACCCGACUUUCCGUUGCGCCCAUUGACACCAGAAGAGAUCGAUGCCAUCAAGCUCGUCGGUGCAGAAGACUCUCGGCAUUGGUCGCAAUCCAAGAAAUGGUCCACCACCCUCAUCAUCUCGCUCAUGGGCUUCAUCUCCCCCUUGGGCUCAUCCAUUCUGGUUCCCGGCAAUGGCUUUGUCGACACCGACUUCACCCUAGGAUCGCGGACGCUUUCGCUCUUGCCGGUCUCGCUCUUCGUCAUUGGUCUCGGUAUCGGUCCCUUUAUUCUGGCGCCAUGUUCAGAGACCGUCGGCCGACAGCCCGUGUACGUCAUCACAAGCUUCCUCUUCAUCAUCUUCAACCUGGCUUCCGCCUUCAGCCCCAAUUUUGUUGCCCUCAACAUCCUGCGUACUUUUGCUGGUGCAGCAGGCAGUACCGGUCCCAGUCUGGGGGCCGGCAGUAUCGGCGACAUGUUUGCACCCAAGGAGAGAGGGCGAGCGCAGUCCCUGUACGGUCUCGGUCCGCUCAUGGGUCCUGUCUUGGGUUCGCUCAUCGGCUGCUUCAUCGCUGCAGGAACAAGGAACUGGCGAUGGCUGCUGCACACGCUCACCAUCUUGUCCGCGUUCGUGUUCGCCGUCAUCCUCUUCUUCCUCGACGAGACCUACGCACCCGUUCUCCUACGCAAGAAACGAGAGCGUGCCAUCGAGCAGCGACUCGAGCAAAUUCGUGAGCAGGAUCCCAUCACUGCCACCCUCAUCUCGGCCAAUAAGCCGACAGCAUCGCAACGCACACGCAAAUGGCUCAAAAAGGUCCUACCCAGCAGCGAGAUCCUGCACAAGCUCAAGAUGGCCCAAUCCCGACCUUUCCGUCUGCUCUUCACCAACCCCAUCUGCGCCAUCUUCUCGUACUACCUCGGCUUCUGCUACGGCAUCAUCUACUUAUUCCUUACGCAGCAUCCGUUGUUGUUUCAGACGCGCGACGGCGAGCCCAGCGCUCCAUCUGAGGAUGUGCUGCCUACGUACGGCUGGAGUCUGGGUGUCUCUGGGCUGUCCUACUUGGGCCUGGGACUUGGUUUCCUCGUGGCAGCGUUCACCAAUGCGUUCCUGCAGGACGAGAUCUACGCUCGCUUGGUCGCCUCGGACGGCAAGCUGGGGUGGUUCCUGUUCAAGAACCAGACGGAGAUCAAACGGAUCAUGGCCGAACGGGAAUUCGACCGUGCAGCACGGGACGGCAAGGACACCGAAAAGGAGGCGCAGUCGAUCAAUUCGGCGGAUCAGAACAACCUCGCCAGUCGACGAGGUAGCGACGGUGCCAAUUCGGCGCUGGGUAAUGGCACGCCCACUCACAAUUACGACGCACCCAAGCACAACGACACGCCGACCGUCGACGCGCCCGCGCCCGCCAAACCUGCCCCCGCUGCCAGCACUGGCAAAGGCCGACCCGAGUACCGUCUCCCGCUCUGCUUCGUCGGCAUGCUCAUUCUCCCCGUCGGCAUGCUCCUCUUCGGCUGGUCGGCGGCCAACCAGACGCACUGGAUCGUGCCGCUCAUCGGCUCGUUCACCGUAGGCUGCGCCACCAUCCUCUGCUUCCAGACCAUCCUCGUCUACCUCGUCGAUGCGUUUGUGCCCUAUUCAGCGUCCGCCACGGCCUGCGCGGUGUUGGUGAGGUCCGUGUUGGCAGCGGCAUUUCCCCUGUGCGCAGAAUAUAUGUUCGAAGCGCUCGGGUAUGGUUGGGCCUGCACGCUGCUUGCGGGUGUUGGGAUGUUGGGUCUGCCCGUACCUCUCGUGCUGUUCAGGUACGGAGAGGGUCUGAGGACCCGAUACAAGUUCAAGGGGUGA